This is a messenger RNA of Westerdykella ornata, 663 nucleotides long. Its product is annotated as ras-domain-containing protein. Gene Ontology annotation, molecular function: GTP binding; GTPase activity. The transcript is spliced from 5 exons. Lineage: Eukaryota; Fungi; Ascomycota; Dothideomycetes; Pleosporales; Sporormiaceae. Bases 1 to 663 code for a protein of 220 amino acids. The record is from RefSeq and is a predicted model, not a curated record.
AUGGCGGCACGAGCACCACAGGGCGGACGACCAGGAGGCUCAAAGUUUGCCCAGUUUAAGCUGGUGCUGUUGGGCGAGUCUGCCGUCGGAAAGUCGUCGCUUGUGCUUCGUUUUGUCAAAGACCAAUUCGAUGACUACCGUGAGUCGACUAUCGGCGCAGCCUUUCUGACCCAAACCAUCGCCCUCGACGAGUCCACUACCGUCAAGUUCGAGAUAUGGGAUACCGCCGGCCAGGAAAGAUACAAGUCGCUCGCACCCAUGUAUUAUCGGAAUGCAAACUGCGCCGUUGUCGUCUAUGAUAUCACACAGGCGUCAUCUCUGGACAAGGCCAAGGCCUGGGUAAAGGAACUUCAGCGCCAAGCAAACGAGAAUAUCAUCAUCGCCCUCGCUGGCAACAAGCUCGAUCUCGUCACCGAAUCCCCUGAUAAGCGGGCCAUCUCCACCGCCGACGCGGAGCAGUACGCGCGAGAGGCUGGACUACUUUUCUUCGAGACGUCAGCAAAAACCAGUGAGAACGUCCGGGAACUGUUUACUGCAAUCGCAAAGAAACUCCCGCUUGACCAGGCGGGGCCGCGGACCCUGCGACCUGGCCAGCAAAGACAAGGCGUAAAUCUAAGACCAGAAGCAAACCAGACACAAGGACCCGCUGGGUGCAACUGUUAG